Molecule: messenger RNA, 3171 nt
Organism: Thunnus maccoyii (southern bluefin tuna)
Lineage: Eukaryota; Metazoa; Chordata; Actinopteri; Scombriformes; Scombridae
Gene: kcnab1b
Product: potassium voltage-gated channel subfamily A regulatory beta subunit 1b
Exons: 16
Coding region: 663-1862 (399 amino acids)
Biological process (GO): negative regulation of delayed rectifier potassium channel activity; potassium ion transport; transmembrane transport
Cellular component (GO): extrinsic component of cytoplasmic side of plasma membrane; juxtaparanode region of axon; membrane
Molecular function (GO): transmembrane transporter binding; potassium channel regulator activity; voltage-gated potassium channel activity
Source: RefSeq, a predicted model, not a curated record
GCUUCUUCAUGUUCACAGCCAUUUUUUCCAGGCAUCUCCCCAUCCUUGUGCCAGCAUGGUCUACAGAGUCCCUUUAUUAAACAGAGCAUUAUUGCUGCACAGCCGGGGACCAUAAAAGCUGUGUUACUUGCUAGAGGACUUUGGAGACGGGACAAGGCUGGUUGCUGGGUCUGAGGACAGCUGCUGGAAACACUGCUGCUGCUGCUGCUGCUGCUUCUGUUGGGAUGUGGAUCUUUCUGGGACCUCUGCUUGCUGUGUAACAUCGCUUGUCUCAUCUCAAAGUUGCAGGAGAGCACACGUCAAUCAAGAAUCUCAUCUUGCCUCAUCUUCUUUCAAAUGGACCACUGACAACUCACUGUGUGUGGAGUCAGACCUUCGCAGGAUCCCCGUCUCAGCUCCUCACUCACUGACCAGGACUGUGCCGCUGCUAUGUCUCAUUUUGAUGUAACAUCAGUUCUUCCAAAAUAAACUGAGCAAUCUCAUGUUUCCUCAUUCCUGCCUCUGACUGCCAUAUGAGAUUCAGCAGCACCAGGCAGAACUGGUCUGGAUCACUGACUUUCAACUUCACAUAAGAACAUCUGGAUUCCCCGGACAGAUAAAAAGGACACAAGCAAAGCCUUGUCUUGGAGCAGCUUUGGUGGCUUUUGUUUCUGCCAACAGCCAUGCAGGUGUCCUUCGCAUGCACAGACCACGGGCUGAAGGCCCCGCGUAACGGCGAGCACAGCAAGCAGAACGCCACCAGCCCCAAUACAGCCAGCCAGGCCCGCGCACGCUUCCGCACCGUGGCCCUGAUAGCUCGCAGCCUGGGCUCCUUCACCCACCGCUACCACCACAACCUCAAGGAGUCCACCGCCAAGCUCACCGGCAUGAAGUACCGGAACCUGGGGAAAUCUGGGUUGCGUGUCUCCUGUCUGGGGCUCGGCACAUGGGUGACAUUUGGAGGUCAGAUCUCUGAUGAGGUGGCAGAGCAACUGAUGACUAUCGCCUAUGAGAGCGGGGUCAACCUGUUCGACACUGCCGAGGUCUACUCCGGGGGGAAAGCAGAGAUAAUCCUGGGAAACAUCAUCAAGAAAAAGUGCUGGAGGAGAUCCAGCCUGGUGAUCACCACAAAGCUCUAUUGGGGAGGAAAAGCAGAGACAGAGAGAGGGCUCAACAGAAAACACAUCAUUGAAGGUUUAAGGGGCUCCCUCCAGAGGAUGCAACUUGAGUACGUCGAUGUGGUUUUUGCCAACCGGCCAGACAGCAAUACUCCCAUGGAGGAGAUAGUGAGAGCGAUGACACAUGUGAUCAACCAGGGGAUGGCCAUGUACUGGGGGACGUCACGGUGGUCGGCCAUGGAGAUCAUGGAAGCAUAUUCUGUGGCUAGACAGUUUAAUCUAAUUCCACCAGUGUGUGAGCAGGCUGAGUAUCACUUCUUCCAGAGGGAGAAAGUGGAAACCCAGCUACCAGAGCUCUACCACAAGAUAGGUGUAGGUGUGGUCUCUUGGUCCCCUUUGGCCUGUGGAAUCAUCACUGGAAAAUACGAGAACGGAGUCCCAGAAUCCUCCAGGGCCUCAAUGAAGCCAUACCAGUGGCUGAGGGAGAAAAUAAUGAGUGAAGAUGGAAGAAAACAGCAAGCAAAGCUAAAAGAACUGGCUCAUAUUGCAGAGAAGCUGGGAUGUACUUUACCACAGCUAGCCAUAGCCUGGUGCCUGAGGAACGAGGGAGUGAGCUCAGUACUGUUGGGAUCCUCGAAUCCAAGCCAGUUAACAGAGAAUCUGGGAGCCAUUCAGGUGAUUCCAAAGAUGACAGGAGGCGUUGCCACAGAAGUGGAUCACAUACUGGGCAAUCGUCCACACAAUAGAAAGGACUACCAUCAUUAGGAUGGACCCCCGUUUAGCGAACUAUGCUCCAAAAGCUUAUCAAAGCUCACUCUCACAGCCAUGGCACAAUAAGUGCGUGCCCAACUUUGCUCAUGUGUGCACGUAUGACUGUGUGUGUGACUGUGUAAAGUGUUCUGCUUGGCUCCUCGUGUGUAUGAAGAUCAACCAGUACUCAUUAUCGUAAAGUGAGCUACUUGACAAAGCAUGCAUGCUACAACUAUAGCAGCCAGCCACUGGCCUCAGUUUGAACAACAGCUAGAAGAUCAGACAAGAAGUGUGUAAAGUUAUCUUCUGCUCCAACAAACUGUGCAGAAACUGCUGAACCACAUAUUUCAAGAUGCAAAAUAUUAGAUUGUUGAAGAGUAAAUCUUACUGUAAGCAUGAGCCAGCUACUGAUUAUAAGAAGAAUGAUUUUCUGUGAAUUUGGGUGUCAGUGUAUUAAGUUUAAAGGCACUUAUUGUCCCAAAAGCAUCAUAUAAGCUCAUGGCAUCACAGUAAUACACAACAAAAAGAUGAGAUGUAUCAAAUUGUACCCGAUGUUCAAGAAAUAUAAUUUACUAGAUGGUUGUGAUGUGUUAAAAAAAAUCAAUGAUGACAUUGUGUAAUUGGGCCUGGUCUCAGCAGACUGGAUGCAAGGCUAACACUACCCAUUGCAGCUGGAGCUGACCUGUCAAUGUGAUGAAUUGUUUUAGUACUGGAAAAAUUGAAAUUCUGCUCACUGUGUUGUUGCAAAUACCAAGAGAGCUAAGUUCAACUAAAAUAUGUUUCAAAACAUCUGUACUGACUGUUAUAAAUGUUCCUCAAUAAGCAGUUAUGUAAAAAAAAAAAAAAAAAAAUCAUCUCCUUGUGUUUCUUUUUUUCCUUUUUACUUAUGAUGCAAAAGUACAGUGGUGUACUUUCCUAUUGUGCCCCUUAACCUCCUUAUAAUUUAAACUCUGCCAGACUUCCUGUCAGUGGUGAUAAUGUCUGAUUCAUUUAAUUUGCAUCUGUGUUGUGGCUAAAACAUUUGUCAAGUUAAAGUUGGGGAGAUGAUCUCCCUAAGGGGAGUUUGUCGAUUUAACAAACAAAGCCAUGUAGCUCAUGAAGAGACUCAGUAAUAAAUAACACCAUAUGGACCCCUGGAGUCACUGCACCUGGAACAUACUAAAUUGUUACCCAAUUUCUUACCCAAGAAUUUACCCAAAUUCUUCCAGAUGCCAGUUUUACAUAAUGGGAUUGUCUUUGUCAUGUUCUGUUUGUUCAGACAUAUAUUUUGGUGUUGUUCAUCAGGUUUGUACAUACAAAUAAAGAGCUUAUAAUUCUCAUGUGA